This is a messenger RNA of Chlorella variabilis, 312 nucleotides long. RefSeq lists its product as hypothetical. Lineage: Eukaryota; Viridiplantae; Chlorophyta; Trebouxiophyceae; Chlorellales; Chlorellaceae. The record is from RefSeq and is a predicted model, not a curated record. The transcript has 3 exons. Bases 1 to 312 code for a protein of 103 amino acids.
AUGGACAAGCACCCGCCUGUGAGCAAGGAUGCACUGCGCCAUGUAGGAGAUUACAGGCACCACGUGGAGCGCGCCAAGGACGAGCGGUUGGACCGCCAGGACGGCACCGGGCGUGGGCACGAGGUGGCCAAGAAGGGGGGCGCCGGCAAGGCCAACUGGGGCGUGGAGGGCGACCGUGUCACCGAGGAGAUGCAGGAGGAGGACUUGGAUGUCGGCCCCGAUGCCGUUUCCCCCCGCGAUUUCGUGGAGAACUCGGAUGUGCUGACGCUGGACGAGUAUGAGGCGAAGCGCAAGGCGCAGGUCAAGGCCUGA